Messenger RNA from Heterobilharzia americana, 966 nucleotides. Lineage: Eukaryota; Metazoa; Platyhelminthes; Trematoda; Strigeidida; Schistosomatidae. The record is from the annotation of a GenBank genome assembly.
CUUCGAGUUUGUGCGACAAGGCAUUAGACAUAAAUCAUCAUCGUUGGCGAAAUUCAAAUCUUCUGGUGUCUUUUCAUUGGUCAAACAGCGUAUGCCCAUCUUCUCACAGCUUCUCACAGUUGUCUGUUGGAUGAACCAAUCCAGUCGAGUUGACCAGAGUCAGAAAGAUGAUCGUUGAUAGUAGGCGGCAACCUUGUCUUACUCCUGUCCCUUGUCUUCACUUCGAAGACGUCACUGAACUGAGCUUUUCAUUGUGAAUCACCUGGCAUAUAGCAUCAUGCAUCAUGUAGCUGUUGAAUGAGGUUGGUGACAGUUUGUGGCACUAAAACCGUAUUGCUGAAGCAGCUGCCAAAUUACUUGUGGGUCGACGCUGUCGAAGGCCAUUUCAAAGUCGAUGAAGUUGAGGUAAAGAGUUGACAGGAUUUUACAUAAAAUGCUUUAAUUCGAUUGAAAGUAAUGUAAAUUAUACUUCUACACCUUAUAGGUUACCCGGUGCAUAUGGCUAAAAUAGGUCAGGGUAUUCAAAUUGCCCUGUCGUGGGUUCCAGGAAAAAAUGGAAGUAUUUCACCGGGGGCAAUCAGUGUUGAGAAUGAUAUCUAUGUGGCUCGCAGAAAAUACGAGGAUGAAUGGAUUCCUGGAAAGCUUGUAACAGGAUAUCAAACAUGUUACUGUCCAUUAGAUGGCAGAGAGUUAGAAUCGUCGGAGUAUGAAGUUCUAUGUGACACUUGCCUUCCUAACUCAAAAAAAUGUUAUGCUUGGGAAAAAGCAUCAGGUGGUGAGGUGCCAAAAAAGGCUAUAGUUGCCGGGAUUUCUAACGGUAAACCACUCUACAUUGCAAAAGGUCCAGUGUAUGAAGAAAUGUGUGUCGGGAAGGUACAAGAAGGCCAAGAAUUUGCUUGUCUUCCAUGGGGUGGUGAGGAACAUCGUGUCAAGGAUUAUGAAGUUCUUGUUUUCAAGAAGAAAUGA